CCCACAAACCCUCCAAACGUACUUCAAACAAGAAAAGAAAGGAAUUCAUAGAAGCAUAUAUACAUAAAACUCUCUCUAUAUAUCUUCCUUCUUUCUUGCUCAGCUUUAAAUUCUUCCAUCUCUCUCUCUUUCCUUCUCAAUGGCAAAUCUUCAUAGCAGAAUCACCAUGAUCCAUAUGUUUCUUAUGUUUUCUCUCUACUUCUCAGAUUUUGGCUUUUUAGGAGUAACAUCACUUGGAAUCAAUUAUGGUCAAGUGGCCAAUAAUUUGCCACCACCCGAGAAGGUCCUCAAUCUGCUAAGCGCUCUUAAACUCACAAAAGCAAGAAUUUACGACACCAAUCCUCAAGUUUUGAGCGCAUUCGCCAACUCCAACGUCGAGCUCGUAGUCACAAUCGAGAACGCAAUGCUAGGUCAGUUAAUGGACCCGCAACAAGCCCUUCAAUGGGUGACCACCAAUAUCAAGCCGUAUUUUCCUGCCACUAAAAUUACCGGGAUAGCGGUAGGAAAUGAAAUCUUCACCGGCGGUGAUAAUACCCUAAUGACGUAUCUUGUUCCAGCCAUGGUCAGCAUUCAUGGUGCUCUAGUCCAAUUAGGCCUAGACUCUCACAUUCAAGUCUCAACGCCUAAUUCUCUAGCGGUUCUUGAACAGUCGUUUCCGCCUUCGGCCGGGACUUUCAAUAGCGAGGUCUAUAGUACCAUGUCACAAGUAUUACAAUUCUUGUCAAACACCAAAGCACCCUUUUGGAUCAACUGCUAUCCAUAUUUUGCUUAUAAUGAUGAUCCAAAUAGAAUUCCUUUGGACUAUGUGCUUUUUAAUCCCAAUUCAGGAAUGGUAGACCCUUACACCAAGCUUCACUAUGACAACAUGCUGUACGCUCAAGUAGAUGCAGUCAUUUUUGCUAUUGCUAGAAUGGGUUUUCAGGAAAUAGAGGUUCGGGUUUCAGAGACCGGUUGGCCGUCAAAAGGAGACACUGGUGAGGUUGGUGCAACCAUAGAGAAUGCCGCGGCUUACAAUAGGAAUUUGUUCAGAAGGCAAUUGCUAAACGAAGGGACACCUUUGAGGCCUAAGAUGAGGCUUGAAGUUUAUCUGUUCGCUUUGUUCAAUGAAAAUUUGAAGCCUGGACCAACUUCAGAAAGGAAUUAUGGUCUCUAUCAUCCAGAUGGAACCAUGUCUUACAAUGUAGGGCUCACUACCAGAUCAAGUACUUCAUCAACUUCGUCCACUUCAUCAACUUCAACAGCUUCCAUUUAUCUUAGUUCCUCUGCUACAAAGGCAGCAAACAUGGAAUGUCAAAGCAUGGUGUACUGGAUGUUUGUGUAUUUGGUGAUCAUCUUCCAAGUUUUUAUGAGAAGACCAUAUUAAGGAAAUUUGGGUGUUCAUUUAAAUAUCCACUUUUUGGUAAGAAAACAACGUUAAAGACAUUCAAGUAUAUGACCUUAAAGACCUCAUCCUUUAAGGUUUCCAACAAAUUAACUGCCAAGAAGCUUCCCAAUUUCAAACAUGCACGACCGCCGUAAAGCAAUCAUUCCUUUGUUGUUAAUUAGCGGUAGCUUAAUCUAGAUUUAUUGUUCAACGUAUUUAGUUGUUAUUUUUUUUUUUAUGACAUGUAAGUAUGUAGAAAAUGAUGAUGUUUCUCCGUCUGUUUAAAAGAGAACCGUUUGCUGUAAGAGAAAAUAGUGUAGUGAGAAUAACUUCUUCGAUUAUACUAUUGGUUGGAAGGAAAGCUCUCUACUUUGGGACGUGGA
This is a messenger RNA of Corylus avellana, 1746 nucleotides long. Its product is annotated as Glycosyl hydrolase superfamily protein. Gene Ontology annotation, biological process: carbohydrate metabolic process. The record is from RefSeq and is a predicted model, not a curated record. NCBI's taxonomy places the organism in Eukaryota, Viridiplantae, Streptophyta, Magnoliopsida, Fagales, Betulaceae. Gene Ontology annotation, molecular function: hydrolase activity, hydrolyzing O-glycosyl compounds.